UCAUAUGUAACCCUAAGUCACUGUUGGGGACAAACACUCCAAGCCAGGUUGACGACUGACCUUGUCGAUGAUUACACACUGGGGAUUCCGUGGAAACAUCUAACCCCGACUUUCCAAGAUGCGAUAGUCACUUCGCUGAAGCUCGGGAUGUACUACAUCUGGAUUGACGCCCUCUGUAUCAUCCAAGAUGACGAAGAAGACUGGAGUCGCGAAGCCGUUCGAAUGACUGGGGUUUAUCUCAAUUCUUACCUUAACAUCUUUGCAGAUGCAUCCCGUGAUGGCGCUGGGGGCCUUUUUCGACGGCGUAAUCCGAUAGCCUGUCAAUCUUUCAUCGUGCCUCACUGGAAAGGUCACUCACAGCGCUGCGCCUCCAUAUUCUAUACCGAUAGAUGGUUCAGGGAUAUCCAAUCCAGCCCACUUUCGAAACGAGCGUGGACAGUUCAAGAGAUGUUUUUGGCACCAAGGGCACUUCAUUUUGCAACAGAGGUAGUGCACUGGGAAUGUAUGGAACUCUGUACUACAGAAAGUUUGCCAACUCUUCUCAACAUUAUUCCGGAAUCGAACAUCAUCAUUCGCAAGUCGGCGUUAAGAUACGACCUACCGGAGCAAGACAGGGCACAGGUGCUAUACGACGCCUGGUAUCGGCUUGUGAUUGCAUACUCGGGUGGGACUUUGACGUUCACGUCUGACCGCAUAAUCGCCAUUGCUGGUUUGGCUGGUAUCUUUUGCCGCCUCUUGGGGCUUUCCGAAGGCGACUAUCUGUGCGGAAUAUGGCGUCCUCAACUUGAACACGACUUAAUGUGGAAA
This is a messenger RNA of Alternaria alternata, 807 nucleotides long. Its product is annotated as HET-domain-containing protein. The record is from RefSeq and is a predicted model, not a curated record. The annotation marks the transcript as partial. Lineage: Eukaryota; Fungi; Ascomycota; Dothideomycetes; Pleosporales; Pleosporaceae. The transcript has a single exon.